Diabrotica virgifera virgifera (western corn rootworm) is the source of this 2168-nucleotide messenger RNA. RefSeq lists its product as uncharacterized. Bases 27 to 1445 code for a protein of 472 amino acids. The transcript has 2 exons. The record is from RefSeq and is a predicted model, not a curated record. NCBI's taxonomy places the organism in Eukaryota, Metazoa, Arthropoda, Insecta, Coleoptera, Chrysomelidae.
CAAAAAUUCACAAACCGAAUGUUCCUAUGAGACCAGUGGUUAGCUUUUACAACACACCAGUUGUUACAUUGUCUAAAUUCAUUAAUUCCAUUUUACAAUCUACAAUAACUUUACAACCUUCUUAUUCUGUCAAAAAUUCUACCGAUUUAGUAAAUAAGCUGUCAGUUUUAAACUUACCUAGAGACUUCUUUCUAGUUUCUUUUGAUGUAAGUAAUUUGUUUACUAAUGUACCUAGAGAUGAAACCAUUCCUUUAGUGGAGGAUUUACUUAUUAAAAGUAAUAUUAAUAGAGUUUCAAUUCCUCACUUGUUGGAUUUACUUAAAUUUUGUUUAUCGCAAGAUUUCUUCACCUUUAACGAUAUUAUUUAUAGACAAGCACAAGGCUUGGCAAUGGGGAAUCCUUUAUCACCUUUGCUAGCAGAUUUGUUUCUUAACAACCUCGAGGUUAACAUAUUUGAUAAUAAUUCUUCGAACCAAAACUCUUUCCAAAAAAUCUUAUACUGGUUCAGGUAUGUUGAUGAUGUAUUGGCUAUUAUAGAUGGCAAUUCUACAGAUGCUGAAAAUAUUCUUUAUUUGCUCAACAAUUUACAUCCAGCUAUAAAUUUCACUCUAGAAACCGAGUCCAACAAGUCUAUAAAUUUUCUAGACCUUACUUUAACUAGGAUGGACAGUAAAUUAAUUUUUUCAGUCUUUAGAAAACCUACUCAGACUGACCAUACCAUCCCUAGAUCUUCUAACCAUCCCUUUCAACAGAAGAUGGCUUCCUUUUAUUGCUACAUCCAUCGUUUACUUAGUCUACCAUUAUCAGAUACUAAUUUCAAUUCAGAAUUAGAUAUUAUCAAACAACUUGCAUAUAGUAAUGGUUACUCCCCUACUUUAGUUGAUAACAUCCUCAACAAAUUAAGGAGUAAAAGGAAUAGAUCCCUAGCUUACAAUCCUGUUCUUAAUAAUUCCACUACAGCAGUUAUGUAUAGAUCAAUAUCAUACAUAGGUUAUCCUUCAGAUAAUAUAGCCAAAAUCCUAAAUAACAUCCCCAACCUUAAACUAUCAUUCAAAUGUAAGGAAAAUAUCAAAUCUAUUUUUUCUCACACCAAAGAUAAAAUUGGAAAAACAUCAAAAAGUGGUAUAUACAAAUUGUCCUGUGGAGACUGCCCUGUUACCUAUGUGGGGAGAACUAUGCGACCUUUGGAAACACGCAUCAAAGAACAUUUGUCUAAGAUUGACAAAUCUAGUUUUGGCAAUCACUUACAUGCUUCUAAACAUAACUUCAGUCCCCAAAGAGAUAGUAGGAUUCUACAUAGUAUACCCAUUAACAACUAUACAAAAAUGAAUUUAUUAGAAGACUUAGAAAUUAGCAGGGAAUUAAAAAGAAAUCCUCAAAAUUGUGUUAACACCCAGGUUCAAUUAAAUUGUAAAUUUGAUCCAAUCUUUAAGAAGUUUCUUUAAUACUGUUAUAUUCAGCAUGCCCAACAAUUGCUCUAGUUUUUUGAACAUUACUUUAUAACAUAUUUGAAUUUUCUUUCAUUGAUUACAAUUAAAUUAAAUAUUUUCGAUUUGGCUUUUUUAAUAAUAAUAUUGUUUUCAAACAGUUUUGGAACUCUGAGCUUGUCCAACGGUGCUUCUCCUUGGUUUUCAUCUAUCUCACUUCUAUAUUUGGUCAGAACUGACUGGUUGUUUGGUUUUUUUAAUAAUUAAUAAUACUUUGAUAAUUUGAUUAUUUUCACAUUUAACUUUAAUUUAAACUUAACAAUUGUCAUUUAAAUUUAACUUUAGUUUUUCAUAUUAACUUUAACGUCAUACCAAUUAGUUAACUACAUAUGACAACUUAGUCAUUUUCAAAAAUUUUAAAUAAUUUUAAUAACACAGAUGUCGCUAGGAACUAUUGUUUCCGUCAGCAGGCUGUCGUUUUGAAUAUUGUCAGUAACAGCUGUUCUUUGUACGAAUGGUGGCCAUUUUGUAAAAAAAAACACAUUAAAUGUGAUUUUUAACAUUUAAGGGUUUUUUACCCUAACCAGUGGUUAUAUCCCUGGGUUAAUUUUUAAAAUAUAGAAUGUGUUUGUUCGAAGUUUUCUCUUCUUUUGAGGUUUUUACACCUAUAAGACGAUAGCUCUGAUGAUGGCAUUAAUAUGCUGAAAGUACUUAGCUGAUUUAAUAAAUUAAUUUACACAC